Molecule: messenger RNA, 1056 nt
Organism: Trichomonas vaginalis G3
Lineage: Eukaryota; Parabasalia; Trichomonadida; Trichomonadidae
Product: sulfatase family
Exons: 1
Coding region: 1-1056 (351 amino acids)
Source: RefSeq, a predicted model, not a curated record
AUGACAGAGCCAACAUGGAUUCCCCAUUUGCAAGAUCUUCUUAUAGAUAAAAAUAACACAUACUUCACUCCAUCCAAGAACGGUUCAUUUGGUGGAGGACAAUUGAUUUUUAGGACAAGAUUCACACUUUUUGCAACAUUUGGAAUGGUCUGUUCUGCUCCUCAUAUUAGUGCCAAGUUUCAUAGAGCAGGUCCUGAAGACUUCUAUCCAAAAAUGGAAUGCAUUGGAGAUAUUCUUAAAAGGCAUGGCUAUUCCACUUCAGUUAUAUUUGGCGCAUCAUUUUAUGAUUGGAAUAUGGGAUAUACAUUUUCAAAGCAUCAUUAUGACAAAAUAAUAUCAGAUGUUCAGAUGAAGCAUCGAGGCUGGGUUAAAGAUUUUGUCGUGAUUGAUCACUUUAAGAAAGAAUUAGCUAGACUUAACUCUCUUAAGAAGCCUUUCUUCGCCCAUAUGCUGACCUUAGAUUCGCACCAACCAGGAUUGGUCUGCAAGUAUUGUCCAAAGGCAAACUCUUCGAAUGAAAGAGCUGUGAGAUGUACUGAUAAACAAAUAUUUGAUUUCUUAGAGUGGGCCAAAACGCAGCCAUGGUAUAACAACACAUUGAUUGUGAUGUAUGGUGAUCAUCUAAAUAGAUGGCCAAAGUUCAGGACUGAAUCUGAAAAAAUUGGAUAUAAGAGAUCAACAUAUAAUGUUUGGAUAAAUUCUGCUGUAAAGCCAAAGAUACAAACUGGUAGAAUGUAUUCGAAUUUUGAUAUUCAGCCUUCUAUAUAUGCAGCAGCAGGAUUUAAAGUUAAAGGCGAUAGAAUUGCUCUUGGAACAAAUUUGUUUUCCGAUAAAGAAACGUUAAUGGAAAAAUUAGGUUUUGAUAAGUUUGAAGAUGAAAUUGAAGAUACACCAAAGUGGUACCACUCUGUUUAUGAUGGAAUUCAGUACCAAUCCAAUAGUAAUGACCUUGUUGUAACAGGAACUCUUGGAGAAAAAGACACUAGAGGUGAAAAGAAAGAAAGAGAUUACUGGACAAAUCCACUUGUUCAAAAGUCAAAGAAGCCCAAGAAAUAA